GGAAGCUGACUACAGUGUUAUGCUGAGUAUCGAGGUAUGGUUGCCGACCAAGGAAGGGGAUUAAUUGUAUUUCAUAUGUGUGUGUAGAUAACGCUUUGUAUAUAAAUCCAGUACUGUUUCGAAUUUUUGUGUUAGAGAAAAAAACCCUGGACAGCGUUCAUUUUGAAAAGGAAAAUAUUUAUAACAAUAAUGGAAGGAGAAAUUCAGGAUAAAUCGGAAUCUCGAGAAAUGACUCAACAAUCGUUGUUGACGGCGUUAAGUCGAUUCGUUCAAGCCGUAGACGCAAUGGAUGACGCCGUGAUGAUUCCCAGCAAACUUCGAGACAUGGAGGUUCUACAUAUUGACGAUGACAUCAUUCGAGAAGUCAACAACAACAACAGCAGCAGCAGCAACAGUAAUAACACCAAGGCUUUGUUGCCAGCCUUACCGGCUGGGGCGGAUAUGUACAGUUUUUAUUCCAUGCUGAACGCGGUGAAAAGUGAAAUCAUAACGGGACCUUCUAAUGAAACAGCAGACGAGAAUUGUGACUCAACAGCAGCAGACGAUGCCGUCGUGAACGUCAGGAAAACGGCGCAAGCGUUCAGACACCAUCUUUCCGGUCUUUUUGACGUCCUGCACCAAAUGACCGAAACGGCUAAAUAUCUCAAAUGUAGGUAUGAAACUGAAGUCACUCAAUCGUCGUCAAAAGUGUCUACUUUCACGAUAUGAUAGGACAUUAUAAUGUAUUAUAUAUGACUAAUAUGACAUAACUUUCUUCAUGAAUGAUGAAAUACCUUUCUUUUUUUUCUUUUUUUUUUAAAUGGAAGAUUUUUUCUUUUUUUUUACUAACUAACAGUUUUUGACGCAAUCUGUCGAUAAAAUGUGUGGAUGUGAAAUGAAAUUAUUGUACAUAACACUGUUCACUGUUAUGGGCGUUGCAAUACUUACUGUAUAACACAUACACUGCGGCGGAUCAAGAAACUAUGAUGGAGGGUUUCUUAAGUGUGGAGUAAUAUUUUUCACCUAAUUCUCGUGUUUCAUCUAGUAUUUCACCGAUGUUGAAACUGAUUUUUUUUUUUUUUUUUUUUUUUU
Molecule: messenger RNA, 1071 nt
Organism: Gigantopelta aegis
Lineage: Eukaryota; Metazoa; Mollusca; Gastropoda; Neomphalida; Peltospiridae
Product: mid1-interacting protein 1A-like
Exons: 1
Coding region: 190-708 (172 amino acids)
Biological process (GO): regulation of lipid biosynthetic process
Cellular component (GO): cytosol
Source: RefSeq, a predicted model, not a curated record